AUGAGAGAAGAUGGAAAGGGAGUAACAGACCACAAAGCGAGUAAUGGAAGUAAGAAUGAUGAGAGAAAUGGGGGAGCGGAAAUAGAGAGAGAUGGGCAAGAGAAGAGUCAUAGGGAGGAACAAAAGAAGAAAGGAGAGGGGGAAGAAGAAGAAGAAGAAGAAGAAGAUAAUGAUGAUGAUGAUGAUGAUGAUGAUGAUGAGCCAGAUGAAUGGGACCAAAGAAUAGAAAAAACAGGUUGUGCAAAGGAGAAUCUGGCACUCCAGUUGUGCCAUUAUGACACCGGAGACUGGAGAAAAUGCAUUGAUGAAAUGAAUGCAUUCCGUAAGUGCUGGUCCGAGCACCAAAACAACGAAAGAACGCAUGUUAAGGAUAAUGAUAUCUCUGAUUUCUGA
Molecule: messenger RNA, 393 nt
Organism: Brettanomyces bruxellensis
Lineage: Eukaryota; Fungi; Ascomycota; Pichiomycetes; Pichiales; Pichiaceae
Exons: 4
Coding region: 1-393 (130 amino acids)
Biological process (GO): mitochondrial respiratory chain complex IV assembly
Cellular component (GO): mitochondrial intermembrane space
Source: RefSeq, a predicted model, not a curated record